AUGGACAAAUUCCGGAUGAUCUUCCAGUUCCUCCAGUCCAACCAGGAGUCGUUCAUGAACGGCAUCUGUGGGAUCAUGGCCCUCGCCAGCGCCCAGAUGUAUUCAGCCUUUGACUUCAACUGCCCCUGCCUGCCACGGUACAACCUGGCCUACGGGCUGGGUGUCCUCCUGGUGCCCCCCCUCAUCCUGUUCCUGCUGGGCUUCGUGAUGAACAACAACGUGUCCAUGCUGGCGGAGGAGUGGACGCGACCGCGGGGCCGGAGGGGGAAGGACCCGGCCGUCCUGCGCUACAUGUUCUGCUCCAUGGCGCAGCGGGCCCUCAUCGCCCCGGUGGUCUGGGUCUCGGUGACGCUGCUGGACGGCAAGUGCGUCCUGUGCGCCUUCUGCACCGCGCUCCCCUGCCGGGAGCUCUACGACGGGCAGGAGCUCAUCGCCAGCGAAGUGGCGGUCAGGUACCUGCGCUGCGUCUCACAGGCGCUGGGCUGGUGCUUCGUGCUGCUGGUGACGCUGCUGGCUUUCCUGGUCAGAUCGCUGCGGCCCUGCUUCACCCAGGCGGCCUUCCUGAAGAGCAAGUACUGGUCCCACUACGCCGACAUCGAGCGCCGGCUGUUCGACGAG
Struthio camelus australis is the source of this 618-nucleotide messenger RNA. NCBI's taxonomy places the organism in Eukaryota, Metazoa, Chordata, Aves, Struthioniformes, Struthionidae. The record is from RefSeq and is a predicted model, not a curated record.